Messenger RNA from Micromonas commoda, 2700 nucleotides. RefSeq lists its product with no specific name. The record is from RefSeq and is a predicted model, not a curated record. The coding region runs from base 1 to 2700 and encodes 899 amino acids. Lineage: Eukaryota; Viridiplantae; Chlorophyta; Mamiellophyceae; Mamiellales; Mamiellaceae. The transcript has a single exon. Gene Ontology annotation, molecular function: protein binding.
AUGGCGAGCUCGUUCAAGUGGGACCAUCCCAACGGCCGCGGGGUCCUACUCCCCGGCCAGACCCACUGCCACACCGGCAAGCUCGUCCCGUUCGACGACUACGACCUUGACGCGACGUGCGAGCUCGUGUGCUCGCCGUGCGGCCGCUUCCCCGAUCCCGACGCCCCUGUCAGGGUCAAGGGCACCGCUCACCUCGCGGGCGCGAUGGUCGGUAAGAGCGCAGACAAGGAGAACAGGGACGCGCGCACCAACGUCCCGCCCAUGGAGACCGCCGGUUGGGCGCUCAUGGGUUGCAAGCCGUGCGGGUCCGCCAAGCGUUGGAGCUGCUGCGGCACCUGCGCGGGCGGAUGCAGGAUGUGGUCGGAGGAGGGCUACGUCAUGACCGGAGGGCCCAAGCCUCCCGACGACGACGCCGACGCCACCGACGACGACGACGGCGCCCCAAAACUCGGCGGACCCCUCGAGGGCACCCCCGACGCCGCGGAGUUUGCGUCGUGGGACGGGUGCGUCGCCAUCCCGACCCCCGCGGUGGUGCCCCUCCCCGAACCCCGCCUCGAGGGCGCCCACGGCGAGCGCAUCGCGCGACUCACCGUCGGCAGGGGCGCGGUCACGUGCAUCGCCGUCAGCGGCUGCGGCACCAGGAUGGCGUGCGGCGGAUCCGACGGCAGUUGCGUCGUCUACGCGAUCGACCCGAGUGCGGACGAUCUCGCCCCGGAGUUCCUCUGCGCCGCGUACCCGGGCAAGCCGUUGACCAAACCCCGCACUCGCCGGCAAAAGAACGCCAACGCCGUCGUCUGCCUGGACUCCGACUCCGACGUCGAGGACCCCACCGAGGCUGGGCUCGACGCGGACGAGCUGGCGGAGAAGCGCGAGAGGGACGCGGCGGAGGCGGCGAGGGUCGAGAGCGAGGUCACCGAGGGCGGCCACGCGGGCGCGGUGUCGUGCGUCGCGUUCCACCCCGACGCCGCCUCUUUCUACACCGCCUCCGCCGACGGGACGUGCAAGCGUUGGAAGAUACCCGUCGUGUCCAACUCAGCGCACGCAACUGCGCUGAUGUCGACGUACGCGCACAAGAGGACGGAGGAGCGCGGCGCGGUUCGGUGCCUGCGAGUCUCCGACGACGGCGCCAGGCUGUACGUCGGCGGCGAGGAGGCGUGCCUCGCGGUGUACGACGCCGGCAGCGGCGACGUCAUCGCGCGCACGUACUCGCCCCGUUGGCCGGAGAAGGACAAGGACGGCCUCGGCGUCCCACCCGUCGACGACGAGGACGAGGACCCGGAGGCGGCGGAGAAGGCUGCCAAAGCCGCCGAGGCGAGGGCGGAGAGGGAGGCUGCGAUGACGCCGGAGGAACUCGCCGCGGUUCUCGACGCGGAGGCUGCCGCGGCGGAGGCCAAGGCGAAGUAUCUCGAAGAGAAGAGGUACCGCAACAAACCCAAGGGCUUCGGCGGGGUAAACACCGUGCUGUGCAUCGCGGGUGGCGCCGGCGAGUCGGGCGAUUUGGUCUUUACGGGCAGCCGCGAUUGCAACGUUCGAAGGUGGGCCGUCUCCGGCGACGCUCCCGUCGUCGAGAGGGUCAUCCCCGGGCACAAGGCGCCCGUCACCGCCAUCGCGGUGUCGAGGGACGGGAGCGAGCUCGUCACCGGCGGCGCGCGGGGCGACGGUGAGCUGCGCCACUACCGAUGGCAGCCCGUCGCGGGCGUGGAUGCCGAGUACGUCGACGGGAAGCUCAAAUCAUCCGCCGGGUCCUACGUCAGGGUUCGCACCAUACGCCGCGGGCCCGAGGGUUUCAAGGAGAGCGCGCACCCUGCCGGUGUCCUCGCGGCGCUCAUAUCCCCCGACGAGCGGUACCUGUACACCGUGGGCGCGAACGAGGGCGGCGUGGAGGUUGCGAUUUCCCGGUGGUCCGUCGAGACGGGCGCUGAGGAUAAGGAUUUCCGAAUCGAGACCAACCACCAGGGCGGCGUCACCUCCCUGUGCCUCUUCCCGGACGUCGCACCGCCGGGAUCCGACGCCGCCGUCGGCGUCGCGGCGGUCACGCGCGCCACCGCCGCGCGCGCGGGCGGAAGGAUCCUCACCGGAGGCGCCGACGGAUGCGUCGACCUGUGGACCGCGGAGAGACACGACGACGGCGCGGGGCAACAGCUCGCGGCGGAAAUCGCCCAGCAGGAGGCGGCGAUGACGGCGACGGAGUACCAGCGCGCGCAGGUCAAGUUGACCGCGCUGUCGCCCGAGCUGUCCCGGCCGGCGAUGGCGGCGCGCGGACGCAAGGAGCUUCCCGCGCUUGAAGCCGCCAAGUUUCCAAUCGACGAAGAAACCGGAACGAAAAAAGACCUCGAGGAUUUCACGGUGGAGGACUUCGAGCCUUUCACGUCCAAGGAGCUCAUCUCGAUGUGCUGCGCGCACGGGCUGCUGUUUAUCGACCCGAAGAAGCCGCCGGAGAGCAAGCGCGCGAUCGCGGAGAGGAUGGUGGCGUUCUUCCGGGAAGAGAAGGAGAAGGCCCGGAUCGCCGCGAGGGAGGAGCGCAUGGGACUGGCGCAGCCGGCGAAGCUCAGGGCGCGACCGCGGAUCCCGGGAAUCGAAUCCCCGGAGGAGAAAAAGAAACCCACGUCCGGAGAUGAAGAGAGCGAGGCGUCCGAGACGGAGGUGUCCGAGACGGAGCUGUCGGAGACUGAGGAGGAGGCGAAGAAGGAUGACGAGUGA